AUGCCAUGGGUAACCACACUCAGCCUUCUCAUCCCUUUGCUUGUUGACUUUGCCGACGAUGAAGAUUACCAGAUUUUCUGGCGUAGGGACCGUUCCAUUCAGCGUGCACGAUGGAUGGAUCGCUUCCUUCACCUCUCGCCCCAGCAUCUGUACGAUGCUCUCCGGGUCGACCGGAAUGUCUUCGGCUACCUCUGUCGCGCUUGGACGACUCAUCUCAUCAGCACAGGCAAGAAGGCCUGCAAUGUGAUGCUUCAAGUCGCCAUGAUGCUCGUGCGGUUUGGAAGCGGAAUUACAUACCGCGAGCUCGGCAUGCUCUUUGGUUACAGCCACGCACGAGUGCAUCAAGUGUGUAAAGCAUGGAUCGAGUUCAACAGUGACUUCCUCAUGGAGGAGUGGAUACGAUGGCCUGACGAGAACGACAUGGCCAUGGCAGAAGAAGAUUUCCAGUUUGACAGCGGUAUACCUGGCAUUGUGGGCGCGAUGGACGGUACGUACGUGCAUACCCGAGGGUGGGGACCUCAUGCCGAGGAGUUUAAGAACCGAAAAGGAUUCUUCAGUGUGAUUUUGCAACUCAUAGUGGAUGCUAACGGCUUGGUUUGGAGUUUGCUAGCCGGGUGGCCCGGCUCGGUUAACGACGCGAAGGUCUUUAAUCAUUCAAAAGCAAAAAGACGGAUUGAGGCAGGAGGCAUUGGAAACCGCGUGAUUGUGAGUGACGCUGCCUACGGAUUGAAAGAUUACACCUACGUGCCCUACAGAGCUACUCCCGGCCAACUACUUCCGGACGCCCAAGCCGUGUGGAACAAACAACAAUCACGUGCGCGGAUGAUAGUCGAGCAGGUGAACGGCCGCCUCAAAACGAAGUGGCGCAUCCUCGACGGCCGGAUGGAGUGCCAUCGCCGCCACGUCCCCGCCGCCAUCGCCGCCGUCGUCACCCUGCACAACAUCGAAAUUAUUCUCGUGACGCGAUACCGCAUGGAGACCCCCUACCCCCGGAACCGUUGGUGGCUCAACGGGCCGGCCGCCGACCUUGUUCACAUUGGGCGGGAGAUCGAAGGGUUCACGCCUGUUCAUCGUCGGAAUCGAUUUUGCGCUUACCUUUACGCUUCGUGGCGUCUUGGUCAUCCCGAGAUGACGCGUCCGCUUCUCGGACGCCGGUCCCGCCCUCGUCGUCGUGCGACCACCACGGAGCGACCUCCCUGGACCGGGGUGUAG
This is a messenger RNA of Closterium sp. Yama58-4, 1212 nucleotides long. NCBI's taxonomy places the organism in Eukaryota, Viridiplantae, Streptophyta, Zygnematophyceae, Desmidiales, Closteriaceae. The record is from the annotation of a GenBank genome assembly.